AACAUGGAGGGCAUUCGAGGCACUGUACAGUCCAAUACAUCUGAAGCUCUCAAAGCGCAUUGAGUUGAUACCAAUUUUUUCCCAUGAAAUUUGGUGGAGUGGUGGUUGAGUUGGGCAGAGUGCGUAGUGAAGUCCCGCGCCAACGAACGUUCCAGGGCAAGAGUGUACGACCUGGGGAGCAUUCCUUCUCACAUCAGUGAGGUUGUACCACACCCGCAACACGGGAUGAGCUCGUGAGUGGUCGUCCUUGGGCCGUCCGGCUAUACGUUUAUCACACAUGGUAACCGGUGGUGUAACGUGGUCCUGACUGUGGACUUUGUGUAAGACUAGGCUGAGAAGGGAAUUCAGUCCGCUUGGCUGGUCCUUGACCUUGAGCUUCAAUGUUCUUGGCCGGCCUGCUCCUUCUGGCCGCUAUUCUUGGGAUCCUUGGCCUUAUUCCCGAGUCUCACUCGUUCAAGUCGUCUUUGCCUGCCAGCGACUGCCUUGUCCUCCGUCUCGGCGUGUCGUCGAUCUUCACCGGCUUCAGCUACCGGGUCGCCAAUCUGUGGAGCCUUUCCCCAACCUUUCAAGGGUUAAUAUGCGGGGGAAUGGGGGAACUGGGGGGAGGGUGGUAUUUUCUUUGUGGGGAGGUGGAGAGGGAGUGAGCCAUGUGUGGUACUCCACAGUUCACAGUCUCUUUCGGCUUUCGAGCUUUUGUUGAACCGAAGGUCGACUGGACAGACAGACGCCGGUCUUUGUCUUUUCCAAUCCUUCAGAUAUGUCUGUCUGGUUCUGGAGAUAUCCCCGUGGAGGAGGCGAGCUUCGGUCACCUUAUCAGCUUGUGUCCCUUUUCGUACAUGUCUGCAUGCAUUGGACGAAUAUCUGGGUCCCCGGUUUUGUUUUUUUUGGCCUGAUUACCUUUCUGGAUUGGAGAGUUCUUGUGGAUGUGGUGAGAAAAAGAGU
Messenger RNA from Neurospora tetraspora, 942 nucleotides. RefSeq lists its product as uncharacterized. The transcript is spliced from 2 exons. The record is from RefSeq and is a predicted model, not a curated record. The coding region runs from base 381 to 644 and encodes 87 amino acids. Lineage: Eukaryota; Fungi; Ascomycota; Sordariomycetes; Sordariales; Sordariaceae.